Chinchilla lanigera (long-tailed chinchilla) is the source of this 774-nucleotide messenger RNA. RefSeq names its product histone H3-like. The record is from RefSeq and is a predicted model, not a curated record. Lineage: Eukaryota; Metazoa; Chordata; Mammalia; Rodentia; Chinchillidae. The coding region runs from base 17 to 430 and encodes 137 amino acids. Gene Ontology annotation, molecular function: protein heterodimerization activity; structural constituent of chromatin; DNA binding. The transcript has 4 exons. Gene Ontology annotation, cellular component: nucleosome.
UCAAUACAGUACCUGCAUGCAUCAUUCUUCAGAAAACAGUAACUCAAGAUCACAUGGAUCCUGGGAACAGAAGGCACUGGCUAGUUGCUUUACAUGCAUCUCAAAAGCCUCUGAGUGCUGUGUCUACCUGCGGGGUGAAGAAACAUCACUUCAGUCCUGGUACCGUGAGGCUUCCAGAGAUUUGUCCUUACAAGAAUUCCAAGCUUCUCAUCUGGAAGCUGCCUUUCCAGAGCUUGGUGAGAGAGAUUGCCAAGAAUUUCAAAACAGACUUGAAGUUUCAGAGUGCAACCACUGGGGCCUUCAGGAGGCUGGUGAAGCACACCUGCUGGGUUACUUGAAGAUUCUGAUCUGUGCCAUCCACACCAAGAGAGUCACCUUCGUGCCCAGAGACACCCAGCUGCAUCACCAGAUACAGGGAGAGAGAGUUUAAGCGAAGGCAAUUUUUAUUGUGUUUUGAAUAUAGUAAAUUCUGUGAAAUGCUUUGGUUGAAUUGGUGACUUUUUGUAAGAAAUUAUUUGUAAUAUGUUGCGUUUGUACAUAAGUCAUUCCAUCUUUCACUCAGGAUGAGUGGGAAAAGUGAUUGUUCACAGAUUUUAGUGGUGUGAGCACUGUUGCUCAGGAGUGACACGGUGCUAAUAUGCAGGAGGAUGGCUGAUAGCUCUUGCUUCUCAGGAUGCAUAUUUCUGUAUGUUAAUGAACUACUGGGUAGCUAUUAAGGUAACAAUUGAUAAAUGUGUGCAGGGUCCCCUUGCAAUAAAGCUGGUUAUGAUUUGA